Molecule: messenger RNA, 1233 nt
Organism: Camellia sinensis
Lineage: Eukaryota; Viridiplantae; Streptophyta; Magnoliopsida; Ericales; Theaceae
Product: Thioredoxin superfamily protein
Cellular component (GO): chloroplast
Source: RefSeq, a predicted model, not a curated record
CAUUUAAUAAACGAGUCGGGAUAAACAGGCUUCAAACGAAUUUUAAAGAAGCUGGACUCGAAUGGUUCAUGAACGACUAGUUCAUUUGCGGCCUUAAUGCAAUACGUCACAGAAACUUCUCCCGCGUCACAAAAUCACUGAUUAGGCAGUCGGAAGGUGGGAAUUCUCUCUCUCCAGAAAAAAAUCUAGGGUUUCUUCAAUCUGUACACAACAAUGGCGAUGAUGAUACAACAGAACCUACCAUUUCUUCUUCAACCUAUUUCUCCUUCUACAUCGUCCUCUCCCCGAUUAUUCCCAUCUAAACCUCUCUCCCUUCCUUCCCACCCCAUCACCACCGUCCGUUCCCCAAAAUCCAAGAAUCAAAUUCGGUCCACAAGAGCUGCUUCCACUUCUGGAUUCGGCGACAACAUCACUGAUGUUCUCGGUGAAGUUACCAUCUUUACUGCGACUGGUGAACCAGUCAUGUUCAGGGACCUCUGGGAUCAAAAAGAGGGAAUGGCUGUAGUUGCACUUUUGAGGCACUUUGGAUGCGUUUGCUGCUGGGAACUUGCUUCAGCUCUCAAAGAAUCAAAACCGAGAUUUGACUCAGCUGAUGUGAAGCUAAUUGCUGUUGGUGUUGGUACUCCUAACAAAGCUCGUAUUCUUGCCGAGCGGUUACCGUUUCCAUCAGAUUGCCUAUAUGCAGAUCCUGAUCGCAAGGCAUAUGAUGUCUUGGGCUUGUACUAUGGUAUCGGACGUACAUUUUUUAACCCAGCCAGUGCUAAAGUGUUCUCAAGAUUUGAGAAUAUUAAAAAAGCUCUAAAGAACUAUACAAUUGAAGCAACUCCGGAUGACAGGAGCAGUGUCUUACAACAGGGAGGCAUGUUGGUCUUUAAAGGGAAGCAAUUGUUGUAUGCAAGGAAAGACGAGGGAACUGGUGAUCAUGCCCCUUUAGACGAUAUCUUCAAUAUCUGCCGCAAAGCUUCGGUUGCUUGAACCUAUGCUUAAAUUUUUGGAUGUUAAAGGUGAUAUGUAACCUCCAUACCUGAUUGGCAUACAUAGCUUCUCUGGAAUUUGCUAAAUGUAUCAAGGUGAUCAACUGACUUGUGCUCAUAUAUUGUAGUAUAUCAUGUGUUUGUAUCUGCAUAGGUAAUCAAAUAGUGUGCUUGCUGUUGUGAAUAAGGGUAUCGUUGCAUUGUACAAAUCAAUGUAACAAAUUCAUUUUCCUACAAAUGAAUGAAGUCAGUUGAUGUA